Messenger RNA from Caenorhabditis bovis, 1206 nucleotides. NCBI's taxonomy places the organism in Eukaryota, Metazoa, Nematoda, Chromadorea, Rhabditida, Rhabditidae. The record is from the annotation of a GenBank genome assembly.
AUGUCGCACCGAAAGUUUUCGGCGCCGAGACAUGGUCAUAUGGGAUUCACUCCCAAGAAGCGCUCCAGGACUUACCGUGGAAGAAUAAAGGCCUUCCCCAAGGACGAUAAGAACAAGCCAGUUCAUCUUACCGCCUUCCUUGGAUACAAGGCUGGAAUGACCCACAUCGUUCGUGAUGUCGAUAAGCCAGGAUCCAAGGUUAACAAGAAGGAGGUUGUUGAAGCUGUCACCAUCAUCGAGACUCCACCAAUGGUUAUCGCUGGAGUUACCGGAUACAUCGACACUCCACAUGGACCACGUGCUCUUACCACCAUCUGGGCCGAGCACUUGUCGGAGGAGGCUCGCCGUCGUUUCUACAAGAAUUGGGCCAAGUCUAAGAAGAAGGCUUUCACCAAGUACGCUAAGAAAUGGCAAGAUGAGGACGGAAAGAAGGUCAUCGAGUCUGAUUUCAACAAGUUGAAGAAGUACUGCUCGUCCAUUCGUGUGAUCGCUCACACUCAGAUGAAAAUUCUCAACCGUCGCCAGAAGAAGGCUCAUUUGGUCGAAAUCCAAGUUAACGGAGGAACCAUUGAGCAGAAGGUUGACUGGGCUCGCGAACAUCUUGAGAAGCAGGUUCCAGUUGACACCGUCUUCUCCGUUGACGAAAUGAUCGACACUAUUGGUGUUACCAAGGGUCAUGGAUUCAAGGGAGUCACCAGCAGAUGGCACACCAAGAAGCUUCCUCGCAAGACCCACAAAGGUCUCCGCAAGGUUGCCUGUAUUGGAGCCUGGCAUCCGUCUCGUGUUGCCUUCACUGUCGCUCGCGCCGGUCAGAAGGGAUACCAUCAUCGCACCAUCGUCAACAAUAAGAUCUAUCGCAUCGGAAAGUCUUGCCUCAGCGAGGAAGGAAAGCACAACGGAUCUACUGACUUUGAUCUUACCGAGAAGACCAUCAACCCAAUGGGAGGAUUCCCAAGAUACGGAUUGGUCAACCAAGAUUACGUUAUGCUCAGAGGAGCCAUUAUUGGACCAAAGAAGCGCCUUAUCACUCUUCGCAAAUCUUUGAUUACCCAAACCAAGCGAUUCGCUCACGAGAAGAUCAACCUUAAAUGGAUUGACACCAGCUCCAAGACCGGCCACGGACGCUUCCAAACUACUGCCGAAAAGCGCGCUUUCAUGGGAAAACUCAAGCGCGACUUCUUGGCUGAGCAGGAGGCAAAGGCUUAA